Messenger RNA from Pseudozyma hubeiensis SY62, 1815 nucleotides. Its product is annotated as D-lactate dehydrogenase. Gene Ontology annotation, cellular component: mitochondrion. The coding region runs from base 1 to 1815 and encodes 604 amino acids. The record is from RefSeq and is a predicted model, not a curated record. Gene Ontology annotation, molecular function: FAD binding; catalytic activity. NCBI's taxonomy places the organism in Eukaryota, Fungi, Basidiomycota, Ustilaginomycetes, Ustilaginales, Ustilaginaceae. The transcript is spliced from 2 exons.
AUGACACGAAUCGUAUCGAGAGCUCGCUGUAUCACUACAAGUAGUCGAGCCGAAAAGAUGUCUGCUCGACCGGACCGACAUGAGGCUGCUCGAGAGCCGGGUCGGAAGCUGCUGCAGGUUGCAGGCUUGAGCUUCUUCCAGCGGCCGCUUCUCGCGUGGAGACGAAAGAGUCGUCAUGUUGCUUUCCCAGAUCAGAGUCGGGUGUACCGAUACACGUCGGCUUCUUCCGCGUCGACGCACUCGACCCUUGGUCCUCGCAUCACGGUUCCUGCACAGCGCUCGCCCCGACGACAAGCACAGCUUGCGCUGCGUCGAAGUCUGGCCACCGUCGCUCGCUCCGAUGUCUUUGCCAACAUUUCAGCAGCCGACAUCGAAGCGUUCGCCAAGAUUUUGCCCUCUCCCUCGCAGAUUCUCACGACCAUCUCGCCCGAAUCCGGCUCAGCUGCUUCCUACCAGGCGGUAGAUCCGAGCGAACUCGACACUUUCAACAACGACUGGAUGAACAAGUAUCAUGGCAAAUCCCAACUUGUGCUCAAGCCAAAGACCACAAAGGAGGUUUCGGAGAUCAUGAAGUACUGCCACAGCAAGAACAUCGCCGUCGUUCCACAGGGAGGAAACACAGGUCUUGUCGGUGGCGGUGUGCCUGUGUUUGACGAAGUGAUCAUCCAGCUUGGCGGUCUCAAUCAGAUUCGUUCGUUCGACGAGGUUGCGGGAACGCUCGUCUGCGACGCAGGAUGCAUCCUCGAGAGUCUGGACAACCACAUUGCUGAAAAGGGUUACAUGAUGCCGCUCGAUUUGGGAGCAAAGGGUUCCUGCCACAUCGGAGGCAAUGUGGCGACGAACGCUGGCGGACUGCGAUUCUUGCGCUACGGUAGCUUGCACGGCAACGUUCUCGGCCUCGAAGUCGUGCUUCCGGACGGUACUGUCAUGGACAACCUCUCGACCCUGCGAAAGGACAACACCGGUUUCGACCUCAAGCAGCUCUUCAUCGGAUCCGAGGGUACGAUCGGUCUCAUCACGGGUGUAUCCAUCGUCACCCCGCGUCGACCCUCGGCGAUGAAUGUAGCCGUGUUUGCGCUCGACUCUUACGAAGCGGUGCAGACCGUCUUUGGCCAAGUCAAGAAGCACUGUGGUGAGAUCCUGUCCGCGUUCGAGUUCUUCGACCAGACGUCGUUCGAUGUUGUCCAGAAGCACGCUACAGCACACGUGCGUGAUCCCUUCGAGGCCCGCCACCCUUUCUACGUGCUCAUCGAGACCAGCGGCUCCAACAAGGAUCACGACGACGAGAAGCUUCAGGUGCUCCUCGAGCAUCUCAUGGAGGAGGGCAUGAUUCAGGACGGUGUCCUCGCUCAAGACGAGACCCAAUUGCAGGGCCUCUGGGCUUUGCGAGAGAGCAUCCCCGAAGCAGCAGGAAAGAUGGGUAAGGUGUUCAAGUACGACCUCUCGAUGCCCAUCAACAAGAUGUACGAGCUGGUGCUCGACAUGCGUAAGCGAUUCGACGAGCACGGUGUGCACGGAGAGGGCAAGGAUGUCGGAGCCGUGUGCGGAUAUGGACACAUUGGCGAUGGAAACCUGCACAUCAACAUUGUGGCCAAGUCGUACGACGAAAAGAUCGAGAACAUCAUCGAACCGUACAUCUACGAGUGGACUUCGGAGGUCAAGGGCUCGGUGAGCGCGGAGCAUGGAUUGGGUUUGAUGAAGGCGACCAAGAUCGGGUACUCGAAGACGCCGGAGAGUAUCGAGUACAUGAAGAAGAUCAAGGAUCUGUUUGAUCCGAAGGGUAUUUUGAACCCUUACAAAUACAUUCAGGUGUAG